This is a messenger RNA of Cygnus olor (mute swan), 6531 nucleotides long. RefSeq names its product synaptotagmin 9 (gene SYT9). Gene Ontology annotation, molecular function: calcium ion binding; calcium-dependent phospholipid binding; SNARE binding. Lineage: Eukaryota; Metazoa; Chordata; Aves; Anseriformes; Anatidae. Gene Ontology annotation, biological process: regulation of dopamine secretion; regulation of calcium ion-dependent exocytosis; cellular response to calcium ion. Bases 65 to 1642 code for a protein of 525 amino acids. The record is from RefSeq and is a predicted model, not a curated record. The transcript has 8 exons. Gene Ontology annotation, cellular component: dense core granule; membrane.
GGCGGGCAGCGGCGCGGCGCCUGACCGCAGAGCUCCGCUCCGCGCCCGAGGAUGCUGGGGGGCGAUGCCCGGCGACAGGGAGGACGAGAUCUGCCAGAAAGCGCUGCAGCUGCUGGCCGAGCUGUGCUCCGUCGGGGCGGUGGAGAACGAGAACUGCCGGGAUUUCAUCUACUACCUGCGGGACAGAGCCCGGCCCCGCCUCACCGACUCAGAUAUCUCAGUAAGCUUGCUCUCCUUAGUUGUCACAGCCUGUGGUCUUGCUCUCUUUGGUGUGUCCCUGUUCGUGUCCUGGAAGCUUUGUUGGAUCCCUUGGCGAGAGCGUGGCCUGCCAUUUGGGAACAAAGACAACAAACAGGAAUCCCUGAACUACACAGAUACAGAGACCAAUGACCAUGAAUACAGUGAAGAUUUUCUGGGUCAGCCGACAACCUAUCCAGAGUCCUCCAUGAAGAUCAGCCACACCUCCCCUGAUAUUCCGUUAGAUGCUCAAACUGGAACAAAGGAGAACUGCGUACACAAUGCGCGAAUGCAUCGUCAGAUCACUGAACCAACCUCUUCUGCUCGGCAUAAUUCAAUCCGGAGACAGCUCAACCUUUCCAACCCCGACUUCAACAUCCAGCAGGUUCAGAAACAGGAGCAACUGACAGGAAUUGGCCGCAUUAAGCCAGAGCUAUAUAAACAAAGAUCAGUGGACACAGAUGAUGGCCGGAGGAGUAAUAGCAAGGCAUGUGGAAAACUGAACUUUAUUCUGAAAUAUGACUGUGAUUUAGAGCAGCUGAUAGUGAAGAUACACAAGGCCAUCAACCUGCCAGCAAAGGACUUCUCUGGAACUUCGGAUCCAUAUGUGAAGAUAUAUCUGCUUCCUGACAGGAAAACAAAACACCAGACUAAAGUGCAUAGAAAAACCCUAAAUCCAGUAUUUGAUGAAGUUUUUUUAUUUACUGUCCCAUACAAUGAUCUGAAUGCACGGAAACUCCAUUUCUCUGUGUAUGACUUUGACAGAUUCUCCAGGCAUGACUUGAUUGGCCAAGUGAUAGUGGAUAAUUUUUUAGAUUUGGCAGAUUUUCCCAGGGAAUGUAAUAUUUGGAAGGAUAUUGAAUAUGUCACCAAUGAUAACGUUGAUCUUGGUGACCUGAUGUUUUCACUCUGCUACCUUCCAACAGCUGGUAGACUAACUAUUACAAUAAUAAAGGCAAGAAAUUUAAAGGCAAUGGAUAUCACAGGAGCAUCAGAUCCCUACGUGAAGGUUUCUUUAAUGUGUGAAGGAAGGCGACUAAAGAAAAGAAAAACUUCCACCAAGAGGAAUACCCUUAAUCCCGUUUACAAUGAAGCCAUAGUCUUUGACGUCCCUCCAGAAAACAUUGACCAAAUUAACUUGUCGAUAGCUGUUAUGGAUUAUGACCGUGUAGGUCACAAUGAGGUCAUUGGAGUAUGCCAAGUAGGCAACGAUGCAGAAAGUCUAGGUCGUGACCACUGGAAUGAAAUGCUCUCAUACCCACGGAAACCCAUUGCUCACUGGCAUCCUCUCGCAGAGGGCCCUAUUCAGCAGAAAUGUUAUGCAGGUCUUCUGCGCUUGGAUGACUGCCGAAGAGGCUUCCUCACCCUUUUAACCUAUUCAGCAGAAAUUUGGCAUUCCUGUUGAACUCUUUCUUAGCCAUAUCCUCAGGGGCUAUUCCACAGAGUCCAGUGGGGAAUCAAGUGGGGGAGGGUGUCCAGCGCAUCCCGGCUGUGCAGAGAAAUAUAUACACAGCAUAUCAUUUUGGUUCCUGAAUCAGGAUUAGACUCAGCGAGAGCUUCUGGAACCUCUGUGGCCACAGCCAUAGGACCCUGAAUAUUUGCUGAAUAGGACCCUCAAGUCUUCUACUGUGCGAAGAGCUAUUGGUUUCAAGUAGUCCAAUGUUAUCCACUUGUAGUAUUAGAUCUCCAGCCAACACUAUUGCUACCGAUAGAUUAUUUGUAUGGUCAUAAGCAUUACCCAAAUUCUAUCAUAAGUUCUGUUCAUUACAAUAACCCAGAUUUUACAGGUAACAUGAUAGCAAUGAAAAGCAACAGAUACUGGACUGGAACCAGCAACAAAAGUGGUUCUUGUAUUUAAAAAAAAAAAAAAAAAAAAAAGUGCUGUAGUGUAAAUGGAUAGCUUUGGAAGUCUUUUUUUUUUUUUUCCAGAACAAUUGUUAUCAGACAUUUAUUUUCCUGAUGAAAGGUUGUAUCCCCACUCUCAGUUGGUGCCUCCUUUCACCUUACAUGAAAAUAAGAUUAUUAGAGUCCUUUGCAGAAAUCCUUCAAAUCUAAAAAGCCGAAAUAAGUUCUGUUAGGUGAGAACAAGAUACAUCCAGCAUUUGUAAUGACAGUCUGUUCUUUUAGAAAGACAAUAACUAUCUGCAUAAUAUGGAAGUCGAUAGUCAUCAGCCUUUGUAGAUGAUUUUCCAGUCACUGUUUCUUCGUUGUGUCCAUGACACUGCAAAGGGUUGGAAGCAACUCGCAGGUGGAGAUGUUACAUCAUACACACAAGCACACAGACACAAAUGCACGCACACAUGCACACAAUGUCAUUUUAAAAUGUUGUUUCAAAUAUAUAUUGCCUGUGAAGACUUACUUUAUUACUUGUAGUAGAAAUAACAGGGCUAUCUUUUAUGACCGUACAUUGUAAACGCUGACAAAUUCUGACCAUUAAAAAAAAAAAUAAAAAAUUCAAAGUACUGAAUUCUUCCACAUGAUGGAAUCCAGGUCUGGAACAAGAAUCCCUCAGAUAACUUUUGGCAAUUAUUUACCCAUGCAUGGAGUUAACUCUUCCUUCAAACUUCUCUAGAGAUAAUUUCAUUCAAGUUUUCACACAGAGAUCUUUACCUUAAAAGUGCAAAGGCAAAGUAUGUCUAUUUUACACAAUCUAGUUGCCUGCUAAAUAACAACAGGUAGGGAGCCCUUGUCACUAUAUAUAAUUCAGGUAAGUUUAUGCACACACACUGCUUUGCACCUUGCAUGUGUUGAAUGCUCACCAAGCAUUUUGAGUUUGUAAAUUGAGCUGACACAAAUAUGCUUACAGGUUGAAAAAAUAUUUGAUUUUUUUUCUCCAAAAUCUGAAAAAAUAGUUUUAACCUGUUAAUCGAGGGUAUUCCAGAAAACAAGAAUUGAUAAUCGUUAAAAGCACAGUUUGCCAUUUGCAGAAAAUCUUGGAUCUGUUGUAAAGAUGUAGUGCAGCUAUAAAGCAGAAGUCCUAAAAGUACCAUUGCUUGUUUUUUUUUGUUGUUGUUGUUGUUUGGUUGUUUGUUUGUUUUUGUUUUUUUUUAAUUAAAACAAACAAACAAACAAACAAACUCAUGUCAUACUAUGAAGAACACUCCCGGAAAACUCAACAAUUCUUCAAAGCCUGCCCAAGGAACAUUUCAGAUUGGUAACUGGGCAUGUCCAGAAGAACAAAAAAAUACAGCUAUAAAAUAGCCCUAGCAAAACCAUUUCACUACACUCUCAGCUGAAGCCUUACGUCAGCAGACCAGUGAUAUAAAUACAAUGCUUAUAACUAUUCAUGCAUGAUCCUCACUUCAGGCAAAAUUCUGCACUCUCUGCUCAGGCACAUCUCCCAGGAGCCAAUGUGAGGAGACAUGCAUGAGCAAAGAGGAGGACCUUUUCCUUUGGAGUGGCGUUCUUUGAUUUCCUGGGCAAAUCAUUAUACAUGCAUCCCUACCUGAGAUGCAAAACAGGGAGCUGCAUGCUUUCCCACUGCAAUUGCUAUUACCAGGGCAAUGUAAAGAACAAUAGCUUCUGUAAAAAGAAAACACCUAUGCAGCUAGCUCGUUUUGUCUCCAUGUAACAGAGCAAAAGCCUUUCUAAGAUUUGUCUCUAGUGACUGAAAAGGGCAUCAAAACAAAACUAGUAUCAUUAUAAUGGCUAAUGUUUUAGAUUUUAUUACCAUACCAUACUCAGUUCAUUAAUGCUCAAGGGGCUGGCAUCAGGAGAAUGAUUUUGAAAACAGUUCUAUUACAAAGAAGAAAUCUCUAUGUUCAGGAAGCAUUUCAAGUGGAAUCCAGCACACCUCAAAGGCUUAGAGACGAGGAAGAAAAAAAAAAUAUUUUUUUAAAUCCUCCUAAAUCUUGUUCUCUGACUCAUGAUUUACAAACUGUUACUCAGGCUAUGGCAUUACUGUGUUCUUUAUAAAAAUAUCUGCCUCUUCAUAGAAGUGCAGAAGUGGAGCGAUAGUUGUUUUCUACACUUGGAUACUUUACUCUUCACUUUUAUACUCCAGGUAAUCAAUGCUAUUCCCUAGAACUCAAACAUUCCCAUGGUAUGGUUCUGGUGGGCUGGUACUAAAAUGUGAAGAGAGCAGCAGCAGCAUACAAUAAUGCAACAGUGCAUUGAAGUAACAGCGUUUACUGCUAGAAAGCCAGCUGGAAACCAAGAGAUAAUUGUGAUCCCAAUACUGUUCACACAUGCUUUUCUGAACUAUGAUUCCCAAAGGUGAAUUAGUAGAAGGGCUCAAACGAAUAAUUCCGAACCUCCAACCCUCAUUUGUUUUCUUAUUUUCCAUGAAUGAAUAAUUAUGCUGUAUCACAAGUACAGUAAGAGUAAAAUAGAAAGGGAAAUCCCUUAGAAAUGCAUCUCAGCAAGAUUUUAAUCCCUCUUCACUCAUUAAAAAUGUGCUAUUAAACUGUUAAUUUUAGUUUUCCAUAACAAGCCACAAUUUCAGGUAUUAUUAAAAAAAAUAGAAAGAAAAAAGUCAGUGAGAAAGCCUUCCAAGAUACUGACACUGAGGCAGAUUAUAAUGGGAAGUUGUGUUAAAUUCCCCUGCUAAAAUACUCACAAGCACAAUCCUUCUGCAGCUGAGUGCUGAAAUUUCUUUAUUUUCACUGAAGUCACAAGACAUCAAAAGCAUCUCUGUUUUUUUGCCUCAUUUUCCCCUGUAAAUAAUCCUGGCAGUGCACCAACAUGCAUACAUUGCAACCUGUGGCAGGGAGUGGCAGAACAGAAAGCAAGUACGGUAGAAAAAAAAAGAAAGAGGAAGACUGCUCAUUCGGUCUGAAGUGAGACAACAGGCCAGAAUGAAAAGUAAGGUUACUUCAGUCCACCCAUCUUGGUUUGAGGGCAUAGUUGGGAUGUAUUUUUGUUUUUUAAACAUCAACCAUUAUGCAUAGUUAUAUCAACACUGAGCACCUGAAGUCAGAAGUACAAAAGAUAUAUUUAGACUUUUAUAAUUUGGCAGUGUUAGAGAACUGAGGGGGCCUAUUUGCCAUUAAAAAUAAAAAAUAAAAUUUAAAUUUUAAAAAAUGCUACAAACUCUCUUUAUUCUCUUCUAGCUUAAAAGCAACAAACGAUAAAGGGGAAGGGAGAAAGAGGACUGGAAAUUCAAUUGAAGAGUCUGUUUGACCCAAUUAGAAAUCUACCAAAUUAAAUUACUCUUAAUGCAUUUUGAAUUCAUUUGAACAGAAAGAAGAAAAAAACAUACUAGGUAACUCAGCCUGAAUUGUCAUCAAAAAAAUGUUUUCUUCCCUUUAGAACAGUGUGUUGUCAAACAAUUACAUCUCAGUAUCAAGCAAGAAAACAAUGGCUUUCUUAUCUAAAAGGGAAAAAAGCAUGUAGAGAAAGCAAUCCACAACUUUGUAGAAUUUAAUAGAAACCCUCUGUGCUGGGGAAAAUCGGAGCAGGACAGACUCUGUAACAACUUCGAUUCUUGCUGUACUUACUGCAAGGCCUUGCUUGCAACCAUAGUUCUGUUUGGAAGUGACAGCCUUAUGAUACGUGAACCAAGCUGUGCAAGGUGUGAGGGCACUGCACAUUCAGGGCUGAGCUGCAUUUAGAGUUAAUAUCUGACACAGUGAGUUGGGCAAGGAACUACAGCUGGGAGUACUCCAGGGUCCUGCGGUUCUCUGAAAGGACUUCCACCUCCCUGAAGGCCUGUAAAAUGCACUAAUCCAGAGGGCAGAGAUGGACGCUAUUCAGGAAAGGUAUCGUCAGGACAAACUCAACUGCUGACUGAACACUGCACGCAUGGCACAGAAGGGAAGAUGACGUGAGAACUUGUAAGCAUCUGGGUUGCUUGAUUAUUUUGUGUGGGUUUUUUAGUUCGUCCUUCCUUUUCUCAGAUGUAGACACUGUAAAACUGAAAUGUUUUACUCCGUUGCAUGCUGGCCAACUGUCAUUUCUAAUACCCCUUGCAAAGAUGCACAAAGAGAGCUGUGUUGUUUUGGUAUACUUUCAUUUUUAAUAACACAUGAACAUUGUGCUAUUCUUUAUUAUUUCUUGUUCAGUAAAUAGUCCUGGUAUCUCUAUGUUUCAUGUCUAAUUUUACAGAGUAGAGCCAUACCUGUAACAAGGUUCUCUCAACUAGGUGGGCAUUUUGUUUUAGUAGAAAUAAUGCAUGAUUCCUUUCACAGUGAUGGUUUGAGGGAAAAAACAAUCUUAAUUUUAUAAUAUGUAUUACAAUCUUCUAAACACAAGUAAAAAUGUACUGUGAUUUAUUUAUAUAAAUCUAGUCGGAACAAGUAAUUUUGAUCUUAAUAAAAACUCUGUAAGAAAUUGUGCAAUUGUAAUUUACUACUA